Molecule: messenger RNA, 1151 nt
Organism: Dendroctonus ponderosae (mountain pine beetle)
Lineage: Eukaryota; Metazoa; Arthropoda; Insecta; Coleoptera; Curculionidae
Exons: 6
Coding region: 79-1140 (353 amino acids)
Biological process (GO): GPI anchor biosynthetic process
Cellular component (GO): endoplasmic reticulum
Source: RefSeq, a predicted model, not a curated record
UCAUAAAUAUGUAGUUUUUUACAGAUUUAUAGUUUUCAUUAGUUUCUAAAGGUAUGAUGGAGUGAUAUAGCGCCUAAAAUGUUAAGGUUAUCCAAGAAAAAAAUAUGUCUGACUUUUUGGACAAUUUUAACAUUAUCGUACGCGUUUUAUGCAGAGUUUUUAAUAUAUAAAUUGAAAACGGGCUCAUGGCCUUUCAUGACUUGUCGAAACAAAAAAGACUGCAUAAAAAUUCUUCUUGUAGCUGAUCCCCAGAUUAUUGGCAAUUUAAAUGAAAUAUUCCCGCCCUUGAGCCCAUUCACUAUUUUUGAUAGCGACAGGUUCUUGAGAAUAACGUACUAUUAUGCCUAUAACUAUGCUAAACCGCAUGUGGUUGUGUUUCUUGGAGACUUAAUGGAUGAAGCACACAUAGCAAAUGAUGAUGACUUCAAUAGCUACGUAAGGAGGAUAUUCAAUAUAUUCCUGAAUCCUUAUAGACUUGAUAAUAACGUUAAGCAUGUUUGGCUACCUGGGGACAACGACAUUGGAGGAGAAGACACUGAUGUAACACCAAAAAAGCUGCAAAGGUUCGAACGGGCUUUUUCCCAAUCUAGUUUUCAUACUGUCGGCAAUGUCACCCUCUUCAAAAUAAAUCGUCUAACUCACAUCAUUCCAGCAUAUAAAAAGGAGAGAGACUUCUUCGACACUAGCAAGAUAUUUGUAGGUCUGAGCCACAUACCCUUAAUGUUUCGGCCUUCCCCAUUCCCAGAGAAGGUCAUCAACAAAAUGCAGCCGCAUGUACUUUUUACUGCUCACGAGCAUAAAUCCAUGAUUAUUAGCACAGAUGCUUUGCUCCASAAAGAUUAUCACAUUGUCCCCAUUACUCCCGAAAGUGAUCAGAUUUAUGAAUACGCGUUGGGAGUUCAAAACAUGUACGAGAUUCUAAUUCCCACYUGUAGCUAUCGAAUGGGGACUAAUAAAAUUGGAUAUGGAUUUGCAAUAAUUGAGAACAACGAACUGAGAUUUACUAAUUUAUGGUCACCUAGUCGUUUCGAACACUUAGCUGUGUACUUAAUUUUAGUUGUACUACCUGUAUUGUUGUUUUCCUUUUAUAAAACUGUCGGCUGUGUGAAGACUAGGAGUUUAAGAUAUGCAAAUAAAUAAGUUGGAUUAUU